AUGAAUCUGAAGUUUAAAGAGAUGAAGAUUGAGAGCAAGAAAGGAAAGAAAAGGAGCAAAAGUGAAGUAAAGACAGGAGCAGAUGAAGAUGGAAAGAUAGAAACGGAGAAUUUUUGUGUCUAUUUCUCUGUGUCUUGCAGGUUCUGGCAUGGAGAGUACAGGGUGGCAGUGAACAUUAAUGACUAUCUGGACAUCUACUGUCCUUACUACGAGGGUCCUCCAUCCCACGGGCGCAUGGAGCGCUACAUUCUGUUUAUGGUCAACCAUGAGGGCUACACUUCCUGCCAGCAUAGGAUGCGUGGCUUCAAACGCUGGGAGUGUAGCCGUCCUAGUGGUCCUGACGGACCCCUGCGCUUCUCAGAGAAGUUCCAGCUCUUCACCCCCUUCUCCCUGGGCUUUGAGUUCAGGCCUGGACACGAGUACUACUACAUCUCGUCUCCUCACCCAAACCAUGUGGGGCGAGCAUGUCUAAAGCUGAAGGUGUAUGUCAGACCUCCAGAUGGGUCGGGAUAUGAUUCUCCAGAGCCCUUCCUGACUGAUGGAGGUCUAAGCUGGAGGCCAGAGUCCAUGGCCCCGUUUGCUGCUCUGGUCUCACUGCUCCUGGGACUCUUCUCCUGGCUGUGACCCCUCUCCUUCUUCUCCUGGAGCUCCCACCCAGGGUCACUGGGCUGGGCUGGCUGUCCCUCUAAAUCCACCACCCCUCAGGGAAGCCCUCUGUCUCCGUCCUCCCCUCUCCCACCUCCACCUCUAUACGACCACCAACCACCCCCACUGCCAGCCCCUUCCAUGGGGGGUGAGAGGGUUGGGUCUUAAGCUGUCUGGGAAGCUGCCCUUCAUCUCUGAUCCCCAAAUUCUGGGUGGAACAGCGCCUCUCAGCUGAAAAACACAAGGGAAAUGUCUCUGUACUCAUAUCAGGGGGUCCUUUUGAUUUGACUAUUGACUCUUGGCCACUGAUCGGGUAGAUGUAGCCGUGGCUGUGAUUAAACUUGUCGUUCCAGUGCAAUUUCUAUCAUCCAAUCACGGCAGGAUGCAUUAAGCGAUAGGCCUGGAUGCACAAAAAUUGGAUUUUUCUCACAUUGCUGUCCCAUCGUCAAACCAAGAAUUGGAAGUGGCCAGGCUUGCAUUGUAAUUGAAAUUCUAUGCUAUCUGGACCAUUUCCAACUGCGAUGAAAAUAAGAGCAAAUGUAUAGAGAUGGAAAGGAGAAAAGUGACCCGGCCUGUGCAGAAAAUAAAGGGGAAACAAUGCAGGCACAGAUUUAAAUGAAUACGGCCAUAUGGGAAAUGUAAUAUUAUAUGUGUUGAUAUUUUCAGACCCAGUGUAGAUUCACAGUAAUGUGAUAUAAAAGUCAUAUAGUUAGAUUUUUUAUGAGAAGCUCAGAUACCA
This is a messenger RNA of Micropterus dolomieu (smallmouth bass), 1384 nucleotides long. Its product is annotated as ephrin-A2-like. Lineage: Eukaryota; Metazoa; Chordata; Actinopteri; Centrarchiformes; Centrarchidae. Gene Ontology annotation, cellular component: plasma membrane. The record is from RefSeq and is a predicted model, not a curated record. The transcript is spliced from 4 exons. Gene Ontology annotation, biological process: ephrin receptor signaling pathway; osteoclast differentiation; axon guidance. Gene Ontology annotation, molecular function: ephrin receptor binding. Bases 1 to 624 code for a protein of 207 amino acids.